Messenger RNA from Scleropages formosus (Asian bonytongue), 2360 nucleotides. RefSeq names its product calcium-activated potassium channel subunit beta-3-like. NCBI's taxonomy places the organism in Eukaryota, Metazoa, Chordata, Actinopteri, Osteoglossiformes, Osteoglossidae. Gene Ontology annotation, cellular component: voltage-gated potassium channel complex; membrane. Gene Ontology annotation, biological process: potassium ion transport; detection of calcium ion. The record is from RefSeq and is a predicted model, not a curated record. The transcript has 6 exons. Gene Ontology annotation, molecular function: potassium channel regulator activity; calcium-activated potassium channel activity. Bases 518 to 1318 code for a protein of 266 amino acids.
CAGCAGUAUUACUGCGAUGGCCUCUAGGGGGAGAUCCGACUAGCUGGCGCUUCAAGACGUUAAUAAAAGGGCCAGCAGGUGGCGUAGAGGUUUUGGGAUGUCACUUUGCAAUAAGAAGUUCUUCCUCCUGCAGUCGCACCCUUGAUACAGUGACAUAAAUAGGAACCCCAAAGAGGCAGUUUUCCAUUACAGCUACAAGCUUGUUAGCAUGUCGUUUGCAAAGAGGAGGUCCCCUGGGACCUGAGCUGAGGUUGUGGUUGCUGUAGAAACCACUGAUGCUGCAGCAUCACUGGCCAGGCAAACAGAAGACAGGGCUACUCCCCUGUAAGCCUGUGAAAACACAUGGCCCCCACCCUGACAGCCUCCCGGGACUCUGGCUCGGGCCAUGGCAAACACAGGCGGUCUGUUGAGGCAGGAGACACCCACACGAUCACCAGCUCCAGGGUCCAGAGCCUCAGCCGGGUGGGAGUAGGGUAAGGAGCCCCCAGCCUGCGCUCCCCACUCAGGGACACCAGGGAUGUUCCAGGACCCGGCGUCCCACCGUGGAUCCUUCAGCAUUCCCGUUCACAUCAAUCUCCUGAACGCUCGACGAAAGCAGCCUCGGCAGAUGAGCCGCACCUUCGCAGAAGUGGAUGCCCGCGGCCCAGCAGGGUACCGGGGCUGUGGGGACAGGCCAAGAUCACAGGCGCUCAUGUCCAGCGCAGGCGAGGAUCAUGCCCUCCUCCUGGGCUUUACCAUGAUGGGCGUUGCCGUGCUCAUGUACUUCCUGUUCGGACUCACCCUUGUCAGACCCUACCUGCACAGCUUCAGCAACUGGAAGGAGGAGUCAAACUGCACGCUGGUCCGGGCAGAAAUCCAGCAGGACCGGGUGGACUGUAAAAAGCACGGCAGCUACCCGUGUCUGGAGGUCUUCGUGAAUCUGUCAGUCUUCGUAAACCUGACGCUGACGGAGCGUACAGCCGUACUGUGGUACAACGAAGACCCUGACCUCUUCAUCACCAAGUGCUUUUCUCUACCCAAAUGCCAAUGGAACAAGAAAGAGGCACUGAAGGAGGCCCAAAAUAUCCAGCAGUAUCUGCGGAACAGAGGGGGCAGUCCAUUCCCAUGCCACGGCAAGGCCGAGGAGCAGCCUGACCAAGCCAUUCUGUUCAGGAAGUACAACGGUGGGCUGGUGGUGCGCCACAUGCUCUGGGCCACGCUGGUGCUGGCUGGGGGCACGGGCAUCAUCUGCCUGCUGAGGCUCAACCAGCACCUCUCCCGUUUGUGUGAGGAGCUGAAGGCCCAGGCAAGGGGCAGGGGGCGACCGCUACCCACGUGACCGGACAUGAGCGCAAGCGUUGGUCGUACGCUCUGCGGGCCCAGGUUCGACACCCAACUGAAAUCGGCAAGGAAAACCAGAUUCCCUGCUGGAUGCGUGCUUUAGCUUCCUGCCCAACGCCUUCGAUGAGCGCAAACAGCCUGGCAGAGUCAGGAAACAGCGGUCACUUGAAAUAAAUUUAUUUUAUACAUUUAUAUAACAGACAAAAUAUUUGAGAAACUGGGUGCAAAGCAACUUUCUUAUUAAAUAGCACACUGAAUAAGACAGGAAUGAAAAUGCAGUUACACAGUAAGAGUUUAACUAAAGAACAUAGUCUUAUAGUCUUAGGCCAAACAUCCUUUUAAUGGCUCUAUAGCAGAAUGGACAGGAAUAACUGCUCCUAUUUUUAAUUUCCAUGCACAAAUUCUGCACCAUCUUUGUUUACUCCAGUAUUUAUCAUUAAUGGUAGUGUCAUAACAGUAAUGAUGAAAAAUAAUAAAAUUUGAGAGCGGUUCUCUGACAUUUUUGGGGAUUUUCACCUUAGUAUUUCAUACACUACAUAUAGUCAAUGUUUAAUAAAGUUUUUUUCUUUUUUUUUUUUUUAAACCUCCCCCGGAGUUAUGGUUCUUCAUAGUACUUUAGAGUUUGGCCCAAGUCUAAUAUAGAAGAGUACAAAUUUCCCACGCUCCCAAACUGCGAACGAAGAGACUGCUUAAACAUUCACAAUCGGUAUGAGACAAACCUUCAAUGGGUCACCAUGAUUACGACAUUAACAAGUUAAAAAAAAAAAAAAAAAAAGGAAAAGGUUUUUCAAUGGGAUUCAAGUAGAGGAAGCAAAACUGAAAUUAGACUGUUAGACUGGAUUUAUAUAGGGUGUACAAUAUUUCCUAUAUGUUUAUAUGUGAAACAUCUCUAAACAUCUGCUUUUCAGCAAGAAGGACAACAUUUUUUUUUGCAAAACCAGUCUAACAGUUUAAUGUAGAUGUCAUAGUGGGUUUCAGAAAUGGGUCUGGCCCAGUCCAGCAUCCGACUGAGACCCCCCCCCCCCCCCCCCCACACACAC